Molecule: messenger RNA, 977 nt
Organism: Pseudopipra pipra
Lineage: Eukaryota; Metazoa; Chordata; Aves; Passeriformes; Pipridae
Gene: SREK1IP1
Product: SREK1 interacting protein 1
Exons: 5
Coding region: 99-563 (154 amino acids)
Molecular function (GO): nucleic acid binding; zinc ion binding
Source: RefSeq, a predicted model, not a curated record
UCCCUGUGAGUGGCACGGUCCGGGUGUGCGCCGUGCAAAGCCUUCCGGCAGGGAGAGACGUCGGUGCAGACGCGGGCCGAGGCCGCGGGAGCGGCGGGAUGGCUCUGCCGGGCGGAAAUAAGGAUAACAUCAGAGCAGGAUGCAAAAAGUGUGGUUACCCUGGUCAUUUGACAUUUGAAUGUCGAAACUUCCUCCGAGUAGAUCCUCAAAGAGAUAUUGUUUUAGAUGUUAGCAGCACUAGCAGUGAAGACAGUGAGGAAGAAGAACUACAGAGAUUGCAAGCCAUGCGUGAAAAAAAGAAUUUAAAUGAAGAGGAAGAAAAAAAGAAACAAAAAAGAAAAAACAAAGAGAAGACAAAAAGACUAAGGAAAAGAUCUUCCGCAUCAAGUUCAGUUGAAGAGGAGGGGCCAAAGUCAAAAAAACAAAAAUCACAUAAAAAAGAAAGGGAAAAGGGGAAAAAGCAUAAAUCUAAGAAAGAAAAGCAUCAUAAAAAGGAGAAAAAGAAGAGACGAAAGGAGAAAACUUCAUCUUCUGACAGUUCAGACAGUUCAAGCAGUGACUAAGAUGCUGGUUUAUUUUUGUGUUCACUUCUGCAGAGAAGGUGAUUUUCGUUUCAUAUCAAAUUUAUUUAUGCUUUGCAGUGCUGUUUUAAAAGGGGAUAUAUGUAUAUUUUUGAGAAAUCUAUUUGCACACAUCAGUGCUUCAAAUUAUUAGAUGGACCAUUUAGGAAAAAAUUUCAAGUUUAUUAGUACUAAACCAUGUAAGUUUAACUAAUUCUUCACUCUUAUUCUUAGUUCAGUUAUGAGUAAUUGUGUUUGUAAUCCCUUACAGUAGGAUAUGGUAAACUUCAGUUUGCAAGCUUAUGUGUAGAAAGAUACAGACUUAAAUAUGCUUAAUGUCAGAAUGGUUAAAUCUAAUCUGGAAAUUCAAGUGAGAUUUUCUGUUAUCCUUUAAAUAAAUGUAUGUUUUACAUAGCA